Molecule: messenger RNA, 6540 nt
Organism: Drosophila bipectinata
Lineage: Eukaryota; Metazoa; Arthropoda; Insecta; Diptera; Drosophilidae
Gene: Nup205
Product: nuclear pore complex protein Nup205
Biological process (GO): nuclear pore organization
Cellular component (GO): nuclear pore; nuclear pore inner ring
Molecular function (GO): structural constituent of nuclear pore
Source: RefSeq, a predicted model, not a curated record
UAUUAUCAAAUUAGGUGUCUGGAUAUCAUGGACAAUAUAUAUGUUACCAUAUCUGCCGGCCGUACUCGACUUGAGGAACCUGUUAGCUCCGCCAUACAUGACAACCCUGGCAGCCGGCGCCGAAUCGCAUCCAAAGCAAAGUUGCCGCGUUUUGUUGUUUAUUACUAUUUAAAUUGUGAAAUACAAAACGUAGCGAAAUGGAUGGUGUAACCGAGGACAUGUGGACGCCGUACAAGCAUCUCUACAGCGUUUUCCAGCAUGCAGUCUCGAACCCCAACGGCGUCACUUCCGAGCUGGAGCUCUACCUCAAAAAGUUCAAACAGAACUUUACCAACUUUCUGCGCAAUCCGCCCAAAAAUGAGAAGAAUCGCAACCAGCUGAGAAACGCCGCCAGCGAGGGCAUCACACUGCCUGGCCAGACGCGCAAGGUGCAUCUGUCCCAGGACCUCAUCGACGAGGCCAUCAUUAUAUCGGACAUGUUCGACCUGGACGAGGUGUUUGCGGUGGAGUUGCUCUGCACCGCGCAGCGUCAGCAGUUGCACCAUCCCGGUUUGCCAAGAGGAUUGGUUGCGGUGCUGCUUUACUACGACGGCCGCAAGGCCAUCAGCUGUGCGCUGCGUGACAUGUUCCAGGCGGUGAGCGGCGUGUCCUGGAGCACAGAAUUGCCCAGAGAGAUAACCUACCUGGUCACAAACUAUGCCCAGAAUCUGGUGGAAGACACAAAUAUUCUAGGCCGUCUGCUGGAGUUGCUCGACGAGAUGGAUCUGGACAAGGAGUGCUUGAUGUUGACCAAGAACCGCGCCUUCGGCUCGAAGAAGCACCAGAACCAGGUCUUGGGCAUGUACGAGGACAUCCAGCGGGCCCUGGCUAUGGCCCUGUUCCACUGGUCGGCCCAACGUGGCCUGCCGCGCCCCGUCGCCAUCCGGCUGAUGCAGAUCCUGGCAUCAAGAAAGACUAUCGACGCUUCCGGCAAGCCGGACGACGUCACACUGAUCAUGCUUAUGGCUCUGCUGUACGCCUACGACACCUCCGUGCUGCUCAUCACAGAGUCCAACAACCUGCACACCGCCCGCCUGCCCAUCCUCAGCGACCCGGACUAUGCGAAGGGCUUCCUGGACGCCCUAUACUCCCAGGGCACAUGGGAAAUUCCGCGGCUGGACGCGGUGAUCAAGUACAGCUUCGGCUUGACGCUGGCCAGCCUGCGGCACGCCCCCAGUCAGUUACAGGCCGCCGCACUGGCCUCCAUCAGCCGGGACGAGAUUCUGAUCAACGAGGCCUUGGCCGCCAACGUGUUCGGCUUCUUCUACCGCCAGCUGCUGGAGAAGGACGUGGUCUACUCGACGGAGUUCAUCUACCGCCGCAUGCACCUCCUCAUCACGGACUUUAUUGACUACAUGCACGGAAAGGUGUCAGAGCUGCGUGGAAGGGCGGACGAGGCCGCGAGAAUGGUGGUGAGCUUCGCAAACGAGGGCCUGGAGCCGCCGCCCAACAUAGACUCCAACUUCGAGCUGCUCAUGCUGUGCGUGGCCAAGCUGUACGGCGAUCCGCGCGUGACCAUCCGCCUCUGCGACGAGUACUGGGGCCCCUGCGACCCGACCGGAACCGGGUUCGGGGUCCUGGCGGCGACUCCCACGCCGAACUCUUCGCGCUCCGUCUCGCUCUUCAAGUUCAUCAGCCUGGCCAGCGAGCUGCUGCCGCAAACGCUCUUUAAGUCGUACUUGAAGAUGAUCACCGGACUGACGCGCACAGAGUUUGCUGCCCGCUGUGCCUUCAAUCUCCUGAAGAACUGCCAGGCAGUGACCUCCUCCUACACCGUCAGCUGGGACCACUUCUUCUCGGCCCUAGCCAACUACUACAACAACAUGCGCAAUGACUUCAAUACCAACAUCAGUGCCGCCGGGGACACGAUCUACAGGAGCCGCACGCUGCCCAGGGUCAUGACCCAGCGCGAGACGGAGCACAUGGUGGCCGUGAUGGGCAUUGUGCGGGCGGUGGCCGAGUACGACGAGAUCUCCAGGCUGAUGAUCUGCGAGCAGGUCACCUGGCAGCCCACCCAGGUCCUGCUCGGUCUGGUGGCCUGCUCCACGCCCCUGGUACUCAAGGCCGAGAUCCUGUUCACCUUGUCGGCGCUGGCCAAGUCACGGGAGACGGCCCGCGCCAUUUGGAUGAACCUGGAGGACUCGCAGAUCAUAGCCACCGUGCCGGCGUCCAGUUCCUUCGGCCAGUGCAGCCUGGCGGAGGAGAUCGAGCAGAACGAGAGCCGCCUGGAGCAGUACCAGCUGACCCGUGGCCUCCUGCAGCUCCUCUACAACUUGAUGACCAGCAACAUGCCCCGCAACUUGGGCAUGGGCUCCCGCAAGCCCGGCUACGACGCGUAUCUCAACUUCGUGGUGGAGACCAUCCUGCUGAAGUUCUACAACCGGGCCUACAAGGAUCCGGCCGAGAAGUGGAAAGUGGGUGCCCAGUGCCUCAAGCUGCUCUACUUCCUGCUGGCCACCUAUCGCCCCCGCUCCUCGGACUUCCAGGAGGCCCGCGACGAGAACCCCUACCCGGGCUACCACGUCAUGCUGCAGCUGCAGUUGAAGUCGGAGGUGCUGCGCCUGCUCCUGCGCAUCAUAGAGGAGGCACGCGAGCGCCUGGACGACUACAACCGCUUCCACGGAAAGGAGAUGCUGGAGGAGUGCUCGCUCUAUGCCUUGCUGCUACUCGAGGCUGGACUGUCCAAGCAGAACGCCUUCUUUGAGGCCCACUCCGCGGGCAACUCCCCCAUCCUGCUUUCCGGGCUCAACCGCAUGCUGCUUGACCUGAACCCGCGUAGCCGGCGGCCCGACCACGUCCUGAACAUCGUCAAGUACGUCACCUACAACAGCUGGUUGCCGCGGCACGCCCUCGCCGCGGUCAAGAUCCUUUCGGCAGUCACCCAGCUGCCACACGUCAGUGCCCAGAUCCUGAGCAUGUACGCGAACGGCAGCAACGAGAAGCUGGAGAUCCGCCAGGGCUUCGUCGAGUGCCUGGAGAUGGACGCGCGAGUCGCCCAGCAGAACGACGAGCUGCUGGAGCAGCUGGCCCUCAACGACCACGUGCCGUUCCUGGGCUUCGGCGAGGACUACGACAGGGAGCGGGAGCGCAACAAGGACCGCGAUGACUCCUUGGAGAGCAGGAUGUCCCUGAGCAAGCUGUGCCAACCGGAGGAAGACCUCCUCUUGGAGGCACGGCCGGCCAGCAUAGAGUUGCAGCUGAAGGAGGCCAUCGUGAAGCUGUUCUCCAUGAAUCUCAGCCAGCCGCUGCCCAACUUCGUGUACUUCCUGCUGGGCGUGGACGUGCUCCGCGACUUCAUGGCCAACGACAAGCAGCACCUGGGCAUCGAGAUGCACUGCUCCUGCGUGAACUCGCUGGUUCUGCUCCUGGAGAAGUAUCUGGAGCAACAACGCCACAGCGAGGAGUACUGCGAGCACACGGCCCACGUGGUGGAGCGCAUCUACCACCUGUUUCACGGGCUGUGCGCCAACCGCCGGACCUCGGAGACGGUGCUCCGUUACUUCCGACUGACCUGCAACGACUUCCUGCUGCGCCACCUCACGGCCCUGCCCUUCCGGCAGCACGGCAAGGACGAUGUCUUGCACACCAUGGCCCACCUCCUGAACUGCGUCGCUAUCGAGGUGAAGCUGGCGGCGACCCACGGCCAGACCACGCGCUACAGCCUCAUGUGCGACAUCCUGCUCCUGGGCUCGGGAGCCGACGGGCAGCGUCCGCCCCACGGCGUGCCCAUCGAGAUUUCGGCUCCCAGCUACUUCGCGAUGGACUUAAUGCCGGGUGGCGCCAUAAUCGGCACCGGAGCCGCCCCGGCCGUCGCCCAGGCCUCGGGCGCCGCCAGUCAGAAGGCGCCGGGCAUCGUCCUCCAGGACCAGUCCAUGGGCCUGCAUGCCAACCGGCUGCUCGACGUCCUCGUCCUCGAGUCGCACUCGGUUAACCAGCCCCAGCUGGAGUUCUUCGACUUCCAGCUGAUGGAGUGCCUGCUGCGGGACUGCGAGGGCAAACCCACGCCCGGGGCGGACAACUCGCCGGCCAAGCUGAUUAACAUCCGGAAGCUGCACGACAUCCUGCUCGACGAGCUGCGCAUCGUCCAGAGCACCAUUGUGAGUGGGCAGCGCAAGGCGAUCAUGGCCGAGAUCAUGGAGCUGCUGCAGCACGCUGUCCAGAUCAACCGCGUCCGCAAGCAGCGCUGCGCCACCCUGGCCUUCAUGGAGGCUUGGUGCCUGAUGAUCCAGGUCCUGUUCAGCAGCAUGCCCGAGGCGGUGUUGUCCGUCUCCCUGCGCCGCCAGCACAUCAUCGACAUCAUCGAGAAGAUGCUGCUCAAGGUGGAUCCCAUCCAGCCGAUCAUCGAGGUCAGCAUCCAGGUGAGCGAGACGGUGCUCCUGCUGCUGGCCAACCUGCGCUACUGCUGCUACCAGAUGGAGGACCACCGCUGCGACGAUCCCACAAACGAUCCCCUCUCCCUCGUCACGAACGGCAAUGCCAACGGCGGCGACUCGCAGGCCUCCAAGCUGAGUCUAUCUCGCUCCAACGGCUACCCCGGCGGCGUCACCAACGGCACCGAGCCCAGCGCCAGCGUCAGCAACCUGCGCUUCAUCCUCAAGCGCCUCGUGGAGUGGAUCAUGGUCAGCGAGGUCAAGUCCCAGAAGCUGCGCAUCAACCUCUACAGUGCGCUGCUCAACUGCCUGCGCAUCGCCAAGCGCCUGCGCAGCGAUGAGCAGCAGGAGUACAACGAGAGACCCUCCACCAAUUCGCUCCGCAUGGACCCCAGCAAGAGCGGCACCCACAUCGAUCAGCGCUUAGACGACCGCCAGAGACUCAAGGAGAUGGCCAGCGACGUGAUCGGUACCUUCGGAGAGAAGCUCAUCGACACCAUCUGCCACGACGCCGUGACCGGACACGACGUCUGUCGCAUGCUGGCCCUGGCCUGUCUGGACAUGAUCUCCGAGCUGCAAGCCGUGUCCACGCUGACCGACUUUGUGGCCAUGCGGGGCUACCUGAAGCACCUGUUGGACAGCCUGGACAAGUCGAGCGAGGCGCUGUGCGGAAUCCUGCAGCCGGUGCCGGACAACCUGCGCCCGCUCUACAUCUACGAGUCCCGGAUGGCGUUCCUCACGCGCAUGGCGAACACGAGCCUGGGCGCCCGCCUCGUCCUCAGCGACCGGGCGCUGGGGGUGCUCUCCAAUAUGCGGGUCUUUGACCUUCAGCCGGACCUCAAGGCCAGCGAGCUGCGCCGCAACGAUCCCCAGACCUUCCUGCCGGCCAUCGACGCCCGCUUCCGGGCCAUUCUGCUGCCGGCCCUGAACCUCUGCGACGCGAUCAUCAACUCCCUGGGAUCGCGAAACAUGUCCGCCUCCACGCAGGUGCUCAACUUCCUUUUCGCCCACAUCGACAUGGUGGAGGCGAUGUUGCGCACGGCCACGCCCUUUAUGGACCUAGGCCACCUGCAGCAGCUGGCGGCCAUGACGAACCUGUUCGCACGCACCACCACCCACGAGGUGACCACCGUGGAGGACACUCUCGACGUGGAGAACGACCUGGAGCUGCGCCAGCGUCUAGGCCGCCUGCAGCAGCUGAUGAUCGUGGUCUUUGGCAGGUUCUGCGUCAGCGAGGCCACCAUCCGCCGCAUGGUGCAGCAGGAGCACCACGAGGCCUCCGAGUCCACCAAGAGCCUGCACGUCAAGUACUUCCUGGACAUUGCCGCCAACCUUUCGCUCUACUGCCGCAACGCGGUCACUAGCCACAUCAGGGACAGCAACACCUCCAAGUAUCUGCUGACCACCAUGAUCCAGGAUGUGACGCCACUAACUGGAAAAACGGACGGCAAGAAGCUCACCGCCAUCAUGCACACGAUCCUAAACCAGCUCAAGGGAGCCGUCGGCUACUACCUCUCGCAGAAGUCCUUGGCGGACAACCUGCUGCAGCAGCGUGCCUCCCUGCCCAACCUGACUUUCGGUCCCAACGGCAAACAAAGCUUCCUGGAGCUUAGCCAGCGCCACAAUGAAAAGCGCUCCGAGCUUAUGCAAGCCGUCUUCAUUGCGGAGCAGAACCUGUACCUCCUGUGGAUCCACCUGGACUUCUACCUGCGCAACGCCGUGGUAUACGCUAACGAGAACCGCAACUCCAUCAACGAGAGCAACCUGGACGGCGGCAACAACGUGUCCGUGCUGAACGCCUCCCACGACGAGAUCGUCACCCUGAAACAGAUGCUCAUCUCCACCUUCAACGAGACCUUCUGCACCCAGCUGAUCACCGCCAGCGAGGCCUACGCCCCCAAGUGCAGUGGCUUCAACUCCUCCCUGCUGCGCCGCAUCAAGGCCCUCGUCCAGUUCGCUCCAGUCAACGGUUCCUUAGGCGGGGAUACCCAAACCUCCUUCAUGUAGUCCUUCUUCGUUGUAUUCCCAGGCGCUGUUAGGUUCCGAAAGGGUUCAUUUCCAUUUUCCGCUUCGCUGAAGCGUUAUGUUUAGUUUUUUUUUAAAGAUUCAAUAAAAGUGUGUUGAUUUAUUA